Messenger RNA from Nerophis ophidion (straightnose pipefish), 5179 nucleotides. It is a transcript of the gene b3gnt9, whose product is annotated as UDP-GlcNAc:betaGal beta-1,3-N-acetylglucosaminyltransferase 9. The record is from RefSeq and is a predicted model, not a curated record. Gene Ontology annotation, cellular component: membrane. Lineage: Eukaryota; Metazoa; Chordata; Actinopteri; Syngnathiformes; Syngnathidae. The coding region runs from base 472 to 1863 and encodes 463 amino acids. The transcript has 7 exons. Gene Ontology annotation, molecular function: hexosyltransferase activity.
GAACCUAUCUGGGAUGUAACUGAACUGUACAACGCACAAUGAAAAAACAGCUCGUUUUAUUCCAUGAGGAUUCUAAAAUAGAAAAGUUCACGCUUUUCUGCAACUCAGUAACAAUUAUUUGUUUAGUUUUUUAUUGACAGAUGCCAGAAAGCGUGAAGAUUAAGGACCAAAACAUGCCAGCUCAAUCUUUCCCAGCUCGUCUCGUAUGGAGUCCCAUAUAUCCCACAACACUUAAAGGCACCACGGGCACUGGUGUUCAGACAGAUGUUUCCAGUUUGUCCACUUUCCUCCUCUUCUUUGUUGUGUUUGUUUCAGGAUGCUUCUGCCGGCUACAGAUGGUUGCUUUCUAGCCUCACUGCAAAUAAAGCAAAGAUGAGUUUGACAGCAAAACCGGCAAAGUCUUCCAAGCGGAGAUGCUCCAGAGAUUUCCUACCACCGUAAUAUUGUUCAAUACUGCACUGAAGCCAGGAGAUGGUAAUGAUGAUGCUGAUGAGGAGGAGGAGGUCUUGCCAGGUGAAAGGGGAUGUAAUGUGCACAAUCCUGCUGCUAGUGCUCUUCUGCCUGUUGUUCUAUGUGCGACAGGUCCUUCUGUCCUCUAACUGGGACAAACCUGCGUGGAAGUUGGAGAUCAUUCGUCCCACCAGCUCAAGUCGGAACCUGCUGGGAACCAACACCGCCAAAGUGGCCAAGAAGUCUCCAAAGCAGUCCCCAGUCACCCACUCUGAGCCUCAAAUCCUGCUCUCAGAGCGCAAGUCCAAGAAACCACACGCCAAGUCUAAAGCCGAGUCCAAAUCCCCCAAAAAAUCCAAGUCGCGACAGAAGAAAGCAAAGCCGACUAAGCAGACCAAUGUCCCUCUGCCCACGAUGCCGCCGUUUGACUUUGAGGGCUACCUGAGAGCGAAGGACAACCGCAACUUCAAGCUGCUGAUCAAUCAACCCGAGAAAUGUCAGAUGGGAGGAUGGGAACAAGCUGGUGGCAGUCACAUGAGCGACCUCUACAUGCUCAUUGCCGUGAAAUCCAUUGCUGCAGAUUUUGAUAAACGGCAGGUGGUGCGUAGGACGUGGGGUAAAGAGGACAGCUCGAUCCGUACCGUCUUUUUGCUGGGGGUCCCCAGGAACCGCAGCGCCUUGCCUCUUUGGGAUCAGCUGCUGACCUAUGAGAGUCAAACCUUCAAAGAUAUCCUCCUGUGGGACUUUGAGGACACCUUCUUCAACCUGACACUGAAGGAAACCCACUUUCUAGAAUGGGUCAAUAGCACCUGUCCACAUGUCAGGUUCAUCUUCAAGGGUGACGCGGACGUGUACGUGAACAUAGAAAACAUCCUGGAGCUGCUCCAAAGCCAAAAGUCAGAACAGGAUCUUUUUAUCGGGGAUAUUAUAGUCAACGCCAAACCCAUUCGUCGGCGCACUUCAAAGUACUUUGUUCCAGAGUUUGUCUAUGGAGCUGCUUUGUACCCUUCUUACGCCGGGGGAGGAGGCUUUGUUAUGUCGGGUUACACUGCACGCCGUCUCAGCUCCGCCUGCCAGCGAGUGGAGCUAUUCCCCAUCGACGACGUGUUUCUGGGAAUGUGCCUCCAGCUGAUCGGCAUCAAGCCGUCACGCCACCAAGGUUUUCGAACCUUUGGGAUUCCCCGUCCGUCCGCCGCACCCCACCUGCAGACAUUCGACCCAUGUUUCUACAGGGAGCUCAUGGUGGUCCACAGCCUCAGCGUGCCCCAGAUAUGGCUGAUGUGGAACCUUCUGCACGACCCCAAACUAAGCUGCCACAACAGAACCAGACCGACAUCCGGACCUUUCAGGUGGAGGGCAGAAGAAAGAGAGAGUGAUUAUGGCGAUGAGCGGAUGUUUGUCUCGCAUGAUUAACUCACUGUCCGCUUAGGAGAGGAGGGGAAAAGGCUGCUUUUGCAAAGCACAGGUGGGUCACAUGACACCUUGGCCAAGUUAGCGGAUUAUGUGAAGUGGAAAAAAUGUUUUUUCCAUUAAGGAGGAACAUUUUCUGCCAGGGCCAACGUGUUUAUGAGAUGUUGCCUCAUAGUCAUGUGGUUGACAUAAAACACUGAAUGCUCUCAAAGUGCUGUUUAACAAUUGAAAAGACAUUCCAAAAUGUAGGACUGACUUUUUAAUGCAGCUUUGGGAUGAGCUGACAAUUGAUCGCUGAUUGAUGGGGUCUUGGAAUGAUUAAGGCAAAAUACUGCUUGGCUUCACCAACAGAGAUUUCUUUUCCAGCAGCGUUAUUUUGCACAAUAUGACACGGAAAGGUCAGAACAUUCUUCCACCCUUGGAGUUCAACCUGGCACUUGUAGAAAACAAAGAGUGAAUGAGUUAGAAAACGGCUAAGGUGACAAAAUAAUGGCAAAAAUCGCAGACUUCAUUUGCGCCCACUCCUUUUGCGCUCACAUGGAGUCCAUUUGCGCUUGUUCCUCGCUUUCAGCACUUUGGCGCAUGCAUUGAGUAUGCGAGCCGACCACUCCCUUCCUUUUGGAUUGGUCACUUAAAACACCUACCGUCUCCUGGCAUACCAUCUCCUGGUCAGAGCCAAGCCGAGAGGACUGUUACCAUCAAACUGUCUUGGUCUUUAGACCGUAUCACCCAAUAUUAGUGUACUUUGUCUUUCUUUACCAUGAAUUGAUUAACGUGGUCCCCGACUUAAACAAGUUGAAAAACUUAUUCGGGUGUUACCAUUUAGUGGUCAAUUGUACGGAAUAUGUACUAAACUGGGUAAUCUACCAAUAAAAGUAUCAAUCAAUCAAUCAAUCAACAAUUCAUACAUGUUUUAUAUUACAACCUAUUAAAUGAUGAUAUUACCAUUUAUAAUAAUGUCUUGGACUUAGACAAACUUUAAUGAUCCACAAGGGAAAUUGUUCCACACAGUAGCUCAGUUACAAAGGAUGGAAAGGGUAAGGCUGGAAAGGAUCGUGCACACAAGGGCACAAAAUGAGGGCGAAAACAAAAGGUGUUAAGUAGACUAAAAAAUUACCAUAGUAUCAAUGUAAAAUACUAUAUGUAAUAUUUACAUAAUACCGGUAUAUAUACAGUAUAUAAUAUAUACUGAUAUAUUAUUAAUUAAUUAUUAAUAAUCUUAGGAUUGUGUCAAAAAUCUCAAUCUUUUAAUAACAACCUUUACCAAGUUGAUAUUAGAUAGUUAAUAAAGAUAGUUUUUUGGACUUGGCACCAUGUUUUUUCUGGACAUAUACUUUCCAGGAGGCAGCACGGUGUCAGAGGGGUUAGAGCAUCUGCCUCACGAUAUGAAGGUCCUGGGUUCGAUCCUGGGCUCGGGAUCUUUGUGUGUGGAGUUUGCGUGUUCUCCCCGUGACUGCGUGGGUUCCCUCCGGGUACUCCGGCUUCCUCCCACCUCCAAAGACAUGCACCUGGGGAUAGGUUGAUUGGCAACACUAAAUUGGCCCUAGUGUGUGAAUGUGAGUGUGAAUGUUGUCUGUCUAUCUGUGUUGGCCCUGCGAUGAGGUGGCAACUUGUCCAGGGUGUACGCCGCCUUCCGCCCGAAUGCAGCUGAGAUAGGCGCCAGCGAAUCCCCGCGACCCCGAAAGGGACAAGUGGUAGAAAAUGGAUGGAUGGAUGCAUUCCAGGUCAUUGAAAUGUGUUCUAUAGAAAAGUAGCUCAUUCAUGGAUACUAGAGUGCCAGAGUCGCCAAUGUGAUCAAAAGUGUGGCAUUUUUUAUUGUUUUCUUUGUAAGCACUUUACUUAAUAAGGAAUGUUAUAAUGUUAAUUUUGUCUGAAAACUAAUGAUUGCAGUCCAUCGGAGGAUUGGCUUUGACCAGGAGACAGUAGGCCUUUACUUAGUAACUUUUCAACCAUUAUAAAAUGUUUCCAUAACUUCUGGAAUGAUACAUGAAUUUACAACUAGUUGAAUGAAGGGGGUCUAUAUCGCAUUUCCUGGCACUUGGUGACCUUGAGGAGGGUGGCAGGAACACUGCCAAAGCAAAAACUACAAAUGUAAUGACUUGCUUUACGGCGUACGUCCCCUCUCCUUUUACCAUUCAUUCAAAAGACAGAAAUCGAUGCGAACGCCUACGUGCAAUUACUGCUAUCGUGGCCGAAGCUCCUAAACAACCAAAGAAACUAAAAGUUUGGUCUCAGGACACAAAAAAAGAAAAACAGAGUCUACCUGGAUUAAAGGACAGUCAGGAUGAACAUUGCCUUCACUUGAUGGCGUGAGUUUAAAGACAAAUGAUUUCAAACCGAUGCUGCCUUAGCUCUGUUCCUGCUGGACUACUAACUGACUUUAGAUACUCGAAUCAAAAGUAUAAUGCUAAUGUUAGCUAUCUGAAAUUUGCGUGUUAGCAAUAAAUAGCCACAUUCUUGUUAGUGGUGUCAUGUUUGUAGCGCAAUCAAAGUUAAUUUCUUGAUAGUGUCUGCUAUUUAACAUCAGAAUAGCCAUUACAGAACUAUUUGUGACAAUAUUACAGUUUGAUGCUAUAUGCGCCAGACCUCACGAAAAAUGUGGUCUUCUUCUGGCAGAACGCUGCCGCUAUUGUCCAAUCAGAAAGGAGGGAAGUUGCACAGACCGUGUAUUAUAUCAGUGGUCCCCAACCACCGGUCUGUGACAUAUUUGCUACCGGCACGCAAAGAAACAAUAAUAAUUUAUAAAAUGCCACAUUUUCUCCGACUUAACUUUUUACCUGUCCCCGUAAACCAAUAAGCUUGUUUAUAGAUGUGUAUUACAACUCCUUUGUCAUAGUAUAUGGGACAAUGCACAUAUAAAAUGUUAAUGUGCCAGGUUUUAGCCAACGGCUAAUGUCCGUGAAAAUAAGGCAUAUAUUAAACCGGUCCCUGGUGGAAAAAAGGUUGGGGAACCCUGCAUUAAAGAAACGACUCCAAGUGCCAAAAGGGAGGAACGUGUAAAGGAAGAAAGAAAGAAAGAAAGUGUGAAUGCAAACAAACUUUGCGCGAGUGCAAAGAGACCACAAGCUCACAGAUUUUUUUUCAUGUUUUGGCAUUGUUUUGACGUCAGACUGAUAAACUUGCACAUAUCUGCAUUUCUUCAACUAUUAUUUCUUGUCAAUAUGCUCACAUUUCCACACAGGUACCAGUAGGCUGUACGCACCUUUUUUAGUUUCAUAUAGCGUGUAUGUCUCUACAGGACUGUCCACAUCUUUUCCAAGGUUUGAUACAUUUUGUGCAUUAAAGAAGCUAAAACCAAUGUUUUGCUCCAAAAUAAUAA